AUGGAAGAGGUGCGGGACCGCAACAACAACAUUAUCAUUUGCACACCAGAGGAGAUCGAAGAGAGACGCUUGUGGUUCCAACGACACCCCCCAAUCUGGGAAAACAUGGAACACCCGUCGACGUUGAAAUUCGAAGGUGAAGACGGUUUGGACUCAGUGAGACUCAUGGAAUUUUAUUGGCCCUUGGUGCAAGCUUAUAAACGUACAGCCCGUCCUAUGUCAGUACGCCUGCCAAACGGACGGAUGCAUCAUUUUUAUGACCGUUUGUUUAAACUUUAA
This is a messenger RNA of Macrosiphum euphorbiae (potato aphid), 279 nucleotides long. The record is from the annotation of a GenBank genome assembly. NCBI's taxonomy places the organism in Eukaryota, Metazoa, Arthropoda, Insecta, Hemiptera, Aphididae.